Molecule: messenger RNA, 1205 nt
Organism: Aethina tumida (small hive beetle)
Lineage: Eukaryota; Metazoa; Arthropoda; Insecta; Coleoptera; Nitidulidae
Gene: mRpL3
Product: 39S ribosomal protein L3, mitochondrial
Exons: 5
Coding region: 91-1173 (360 amino acids)
Biological process (GO): translation
Cellular component (GO): mitochondrial large ribosomal subunit; ribosome
Molecular function (GO): structural constituent of ribosome
Source: RefSeq, a predicted model, not a curated record
CACAUAACCUAACUUAAAUCUCGUUGACAGAUGUCACGGUAAUGAAAACUUCCUCUAAAAUUGUUUGAAUUUAAUUAUUAAUAUAGUCAAAUGGCGUUAAUAAUAUCCACCAUACAAAAAUGUUGUUUGAAAUCCCUGGAAGAAAAACUAUUAGCUUUAAGUAUUACAAAUACAACUCAAAUAAGAGAGAGACAUGUACUAAACGCCAAACCUAGACUAAGGAAUCCUACGUGGUUUACCAAACAAACCAGAGCCACCACCGAAGAAUAUCUCACCCCAGAAAACAAAGAAUUCCUAAAAGAAAUAACUCAAGAUAAAUAUUCAAACAAAGAAAAUCCGGAAAUAGUAUUGAAACAAUGGGAUCCAAAAUUGCAAAGGACUGGACUAAUUGCCAGGAAAAUUGGUGUGUAUCCAAUGUGGCUUAAAGAUGGAAAAAGAAUUCAGACAACACUACUACAGGUUUUAGACAACCAUGUAAUAAGACAUUACCCAGCUGAUGAGUACGACCCUCCCAGGAAGCGAGUGGGGAGGAUUUACAACAAAAAGGCGUGCCUUUUAAUUGGAGCGGAAGAAGCAGACCCUUCAAUUUUCACCAAGGAAUAUUGCGGAUUAUUCAAGGACUCUGGUGUAAUCCCCAAAAAGAUUUUGAAAAGAUUUUUUGUCAGUCCUGAUGCAGCUCUACCUGUUGGAUCACUGUUGAAUGUCAUGCAUUUUCAAGUUGGAAAUGCCGUUGAUGUAAUGGGAAAAACUAUUGAUAGGGGUUUCCAGGGUGUGGUUAAAAGGCAUGGUUUCAAAGGAAUGCCUGCCUCUCAUGGUGUGACCAAAACUCACAGACGUGGUGGCAACAUCGGUGGCGGCGGUGAGAAAGGUAGGGUCUGGCCUGGUACCAAAAUGCCAGGUCAUAUGGGUAACAGAUUUCUAGUACAAAAGGGUUUAACAGUCUUAAGAAUAAACACCAAGUAUAAUGUCAUGUGGGUGACUGGACAAGCUAUUCCUGGCGAAACUAAUUCUAUUGUUACUGUUUAUGAUUCUAAACUGCCAUUAAGAAAACCAACCAAACCUGUACCUUUCCCCACUUAUGUGGGACCAAUUGAUGAUAGCAUACCUGAGGAUUUCUAUGAUGAGAAGGUUCACGUUUUUAAUGAGCCCACUAUUGUUUAUAAUGACAAGUAAUUAGGUCAAUAAAGUUGUUAAAUAGAUUUUUA